Molecule: messenger RNA, 1546 nt
Organism: Seriola dumerili (greater amberjack)
Lineage: Eukaryota; Metazoa; Chordata; Actinopteri; Carangiformes; Carangidae
Gene: ciao1
Product: cytosolic iron-sulfur assembly component 1
Exons: 7
Coding region: 273-1271 (332 amino acids)
Biological process (GO): iron-sulfur cluster assembly
Cellular component (GO): cytosolic [4Fe-4S] assembly targeting complex
Molecular function (GO): protein binding
Source: RefSeq, a predicted model, not a curated record
UGUAAUCAAAGAUGGCGGCAUUUCCGAUGUGCCUGUUUUUAUGAACUUUUGUACUUUGUUCUCUGGUGCUAAUCGUUGCGAAUACAUUCUCACUUUUCCCCCAACUCCUCUUGAAUCUGAUCGGUGACUGUUGUUUGGGUACAGCAGCGCUGCUUGUUUGUUCGGGGUGUUACAGCGCGUCGCGGUGUUUCUGACGCGUUUAUCUGGCGUCAGUUAACUGUCAGCUGUAACGGACAGGAUCAGGAGACAUUAAAGAUUUCACCAGCCCAGAAAUGAAGGAGGCUCUGUCCCUGGUUCAGAGACUGAACGCACACCCGGACUCCCGGUGCUGGUUCGUCAGUUGGAGCCCGUCUGGGACGCUGCUGGCUUCAUGCGGGGGCGAUAAGGCCAUCCGGAUAUGGGGACGAGAGGGUGACUCUUGGAUUUGUAAGAGUGUGCUUGAGGACGGACACCAGCGCACUGUGAGGAAGGUGGCAUGGUCUCCCUGUGGAAAUUAUCUGGCCUCUGCCAGCUUUGAUGCAACUACAUGCAUCUGGAAAAAGAAGAACGAUGGAUUUGAGAGUUUGACUGUGCUGGAGGGACAUGAAAACGAGGUCAAAUGUGUGGCGUGGGCCCCUUCAGGGAACCUGUUAGCAACAUGUAGCCGAGACAAGAGUGUCUGGGUCUGGGAAGUGGAUGAAGAAGACGAGUAUGAGUGCGUCACUGUUGUGAACUCCCACACACAAGAUGUCAAGCAUGUUGUGUGGCACCCAACCCUGGAGCUCAUGGCUUCAGCCAGCUACGACAACAACAUUUGUAUUUACAGGGAAGAGGAUGAUGACUGGGAGUGCCGGGCCACUUUGAAAGGACACACAUCCACAGUCUGGAGUUUGUCUUUUGAUGCGACUGGACAGAGACUGGCCUCCUGCAGCGAUGACCGCACCGUGAAGAUUUGGAAGGAGUAUCCAAAUGAAGCUGGACAAGGAGACUUGUCAUGGAAGUGUGUUUGCACUCUGUCUGGGUACCAUGGACGAACAGUGUAUGACAUCGCCUGGUGUCGGCUGACUGGUGCCUUGGUAACUGCCAGCGGUGACGACUCAGUGCGAGUGUUUAAGGAGGACGAGUCGUCUGAUCCCGACCAGCCGGUCUUCUCGCUGGCUGCUCAGGUGACCAAGGCUCACAACCAGGACGUGAACUGUGUCGCCUGGAACCCAAAGGAGGCGGGACUGCUGGCCUCCUGCAGCGAUAAUGGAGAGAUUGCCAUCUGGAGGUUCCAAGAAGAAGAAGACUGAAUGUGUGGUCGCUCACUGAACUAACAGUUACUGCAAGUUACACUGUGAACUUAGUGGUCCGGAGGUCACCACAAUAUUGCUCAUUCAACUUUCACAGCAAGAUUCUGCUUAAUAUGGUGUUUAAACAUGUCACCUUUCAUGUCUGUUUCUAAGCUGAUAAUCAUGCUUCAUUGCAUCUUGCGCUUUGAGUCUAAAUAUUUCUUUCUAAAAGCUCAAGUGGGAAUUUAUUCAUUCAUGUUUAUAUAAAUAAAUAAAACAAACAUUUUAAAAAACAA